UUUGCGGAUUUGCGUAUCUCAUUCUCUUCUAUUCGCAAGCCAUCUCAAAGACAUACAACCAAACAAACAUCCACAAUUCCCUCUUUUUUCUAUUAUAAAAAUAUAUAUAAAAAAAAAAAAGUCACGUAAGUUCUUAGAGAAAGAAAGUACCACUUUAUUUCUUAUAAAAAAGAUUGUACAAAUACGUGUAAAUCACAUAUCGAAACACACUACAAAUUUGUGUACCAGAGAAGAAACUUCUGAUCUUGUUCCCUCUCUCUCUUUCUUUACAACAAUUUUCCUCAGGAUGGUGUGUUAUAUUUUGAGAUGUGAAAAUUAGGGCUAGGAAUUCUUGGUUCUUGAUUUUUUUUUUUGUUUUUUGGGAUGGGAAAUAAGUUGGGAAGGAGGAGGCAAGUGGUGGAUGACAAGUACACUAGGCCUCAAGGGUUGUACCAACACAAAGAUGUGGAUAUUAAGAAGCUUAGAAAACUGAUUCUUGAUUCCAAGCUUGCACCUUGUUAUCCUGGUGAUGAUGAUUGUCCUAAUGUUGACCUUGAGGAAUGCCCCAUUUGCUUCUUGUAUUAUCCCAGUUUAAAUCGUUCAAGAUGUUGCAUGAAGGGAAUUUGUACAGAGUGUUUUUUGCAGAUGAAGACUCCCAAUUCAACACGUCCAACGCAAUGCCCUUUUUGUAAAACUUCAAGUUAUGCGGUGGAAUAUCGCGGGGUUAAAACGAAGGAACAAAAGGGGAUUGAGCAGAUUGAGGAACAACGAGUUAUAGAAGCCAAAAUAAGGAUGAGACAGCAGGAGCUGCAGGAUGAAGAAGAUAAAAUGCAGAAACGAAGAGAGCUUAGUUCUUCCAGUAGUAUUGCUGGACCAAGUGAGAUAGAGUGUUGCUCUACAGCAGGACCAUCUUUUGCUUCUGCUGUAGAAGGUGGAGAAGUCGCUACUUCUCAAGAGACAUGUGCAGCUCCAGCAAUCAGACAGCCUCAACGCAUGAGACAAAAUAGGGAGGAUGAUUUUGACUUGGAUCUUGAGGAUAUAAUGGUUAUGGAAGCCAUAUGGUUAUCCAUACAGGAGAAUGACAGAAAUCGAGCUAUGGACUAUAGUGAUGUUGGUCCAUCAGAACAAUAUACAGAAGAAGAUCAUCGAUGUGUCCCAGCAGUCAGCGCUCCAGCAGCUUCAGGCUCAUCUUCUUCUCCUUCUGGUGGUCUUGCUUGUGCAAUUGCAGCCCUUGCUGAGCGCCAGCAAAUGGGCGGAGAGUCAAGUAGCUACAGUCGGAACAUGUCAUCGUACAAUGAGCAUCUUGCAUCUGAUCGGUUUUCCAAUAGGGAGGAACUCGAGAAUGAUGAUUACCCUCAUGCUGAGGGCCCCAUGCAUGUGUCACCUGAAAACCAGUUGGAAAUAACAAGGGAGGACGGUGAAUGGGCUGAUCACGGGUCCAUGGUGGCCGAAGUUGGAACUAGUUAUGCAGUCUCUGACGAAAUGGAAGACGAUGCUUCUUCAUUCCCUAUGCAGGGCGAAAUGGUAAACGAUCUUCAACCCAAUACCAGUUCAAUAGUUCCUGAGAAUUUUGAAGAGCAGAUGAUGUUAGCGAUGGCUGUUUCACUGGCUGAGGCAAGUCAUGCGCGGUCUAGUCCACCUGGCGUGGCCUGGCACUAGUAGUGCUAGAGAUGUGGGGUUGUGAGGAUUCCACUCGUAUUACAAUCGCCACUCAUCACAAAGAAAAAGCCAAAAAAAAAAAAAAAAAACGAAGUUUGGGACAAGAAAAGAAAGUGCAACUAGUUUUUUAACCACUCUUGUCCUCUUACCUUUCUUCAUCUCCCUUUUCCUACUUUCCUCUCUUUCGUAUUCUGGUUUACUGCUGUACGAAAACAGAGAAAUUGAUUCUAGUGAAUGAAAUGUUGCUUGAGCCUGCACAUAACAAGUUUUGCAA
Messenger RNA from Lycium ferocissimum, 1912 nucleotides. RefSeq names its product E3 ubiquitin-protein ligase DA2L-like. NCBI's taxonomy places the organism in Eukaryota, Viridiplantae, Streptophyta, Magnoliopsida, Solanales, Solanaceae. Bases 364 to 1638 code for a protein of 424 amino acids. Gene Ontology annotation, cellular component: cytoplasm. The record is from RefSeq and is a predicted model, not a curated record. The transcript is spliced from 9 exons.